ACCUUACAUAUAGGGGCGCUCUAUCAUCUUGUUACCUAACAUAUAUUAGCGCUUAUCUUCCGUAAUUUGUGUUACGGUUGCGAGGAGGUGCUACACUGAAUGACAAAUAACCGUCAUGUCCUUUUUUCAAGCGUUGAAUCAAAAAGUAUAAAGCUAAUUCAUAUCGGGCAGAAAUACAAUCAAACAAGAGAGACUCCAACAAUUAUCUCAUUGCGCUUGUUCAAAAAUGAUAAAGAGCAUUUUGUGGGUGCCUAAAAGCCUUGCGCUCGGGUCCUUAUUUUUUAUUUUAAUCCAAAACUUGGCACUUUGAUGACAGUGCCUAGUGUAUGUAUAUUCACUCAUCCAUUCCUUACAAUUGCACAGUCAUACAAUUUUAAAACUUUGUAUAUACCAUCUGAAUAUUACUACUUAAAAGCUUUCUUUUUCUAAACGUCUUUUUUCGUUUCAUAAAAUUACUUGCAUGCUCCUGUCUGCCGUACUGCCAAGAAAGCGCAAUGUAGUCAGAGUGCUACUCGCCUCAAGCGCGUAGCCAGGGUUUUCAGCGGGGGAUGCACAUUGAUAGAUAUAUGGAAAAAUAUAUUUGAACAAAAUAAUAUUUUUGUAUUAUGCUAUACCCUUUUCUAUAUGCUUCGUCUUCUCUAGAUGAACAUAGGAACAUAUCAAAUCGAAAGUCAAUUGAAGUAUUUCUAUGCCAUCAACAUUUAAAUAUGCUAGUAUUAUUAUGUUAACCUUGGUCAACAGGGAAAUGAUUUUGCUCGCGUCUCUCCUUCGCUAAUAUCAAUUAUCUAGGUUGUGAAUCCAAGUUUAUUUACAAGUUUCUUCAAAUCUGACAUUUUUUUUUUUAAUCUCGUCUGCAGGCAACCCCGAGCUAUCCGGAAACACUCAUCUUCGGUUUCUGUAUAUCAGACAAAGGCGUACCCUGGUUGAGUAGGCGUUUAAUAUCAACUCGAUAGGGUUACAAGGUGUGGAUGGCUUACCUUGACUUUCAAACAGUGCUCCAUUUACUUUGACCUUUUGAAACCGAGGUAGUGCAAACAACUUAAAGGAGAGAAGUGGAUAUAUGAUUUUAAUUGCUGCCUCAAUCGACUGUUUUCUUUUCACUUGGUAGUUUUAAAUGGAGGAUAUCAAAGCUAUAAGUUCAGACAAAAGAGCUUUUUCAGGUCACGAAAACUCAACAUGCAAACAGCGAACGCGUUUCAAGAAUACGAUCCAUUUAUGGGAAUUUCUACUCGAGCUUUUGCACAGAAGCAAAUAUGGCGAUAUUAUCACUUGGACCAACAAACACGAUGCGGAAUUUAAGCUCCUUAAACCAGAGGAGGUCGCUAAACAGUGGGGGAAGGUCAAACACAGACCGAAAAUGAAUUACGAAAAACUAAGUCGCUCAUUGCGAUUUUACUACAAACAACGAAUAUUAAAAAAGGUAUCUGGCCAUCGACAUAUAUACCAGUUUCUGGAGCUCCCGUUUGAGUAUCAACCCCUUAUCCGUUUGAGCCCCUACGAGAGGCAAAAGCAAUUACUCAAUGCCCGGAAAACGGUCCUGCAAAGCAAAGAGGGAGACGCAAAAUCAGAGAAGUCUUACAUGCUUGAGGGUGACCAGGAGGAAACUGCAUCCCAUAGAAGAGCAGAGACCCGAGGCUCUGCUGGAACUAGCGAGAGACAACGCCUUUUAGAUGCACAACGGGAGGUUUCCAUUAUACCUGAAUCUUUGCUGAAAAAUGCUACUGGAAGUAACGACCUGAAAAAACAAAGCCUGUCACAAGAUCUAACUUCGAACGAACGAAGACAAUCAUUAGAGGGAGUCUUAUGCCAUAAGAUAUCCGUCCCGCGCCCAGUCAUAAACUGCACCAAGAGUAAAAACAUCUCUGCUGAACAAGCCACAAGACAGAGGUCCACUGCAUUUGACCAGCCCAUAGUAAAUGGAACUAGCAAACUGGUACGGUCUACUGAAAACAUCCAAAAUAGGUAUCGGUCCGGAGUGAAAUCCCCAUCAGUCGCCAAUAUGCACCCCCAAAACCAGCACCUAACAGCUUCCUACCAAAGGCGGGAUGACCACAUCCGCGUUAGAAAUUAUAGAAGGUCCCAGUCUGCGGACGAGGCGACGGAGACAAUGAUGCCAUGCGCUUUUCCAAGUCCUAAAGUCUACAUAGCACGCGAAGCCAAGACUACACAAUGUAGUCCUUUUUUAAUGGAUCCACACAGAACUAUGUCAGUACCGACGACGUCUUUGCUUCCAUGGUUCCUGGAUCCAUCUUGUAUAAAUUGUAUAGCGGCGAAGGGGAUUAAAGGCAGCAGGAUCAUAUUCCCAGCAGGCUACAAAAAAGCCAAAUAAAUAGUCCUCAAUAAGAACUGUACUAUAAGCUGGGGACAAACUGUAGACAAAAUAUCUAAAAAGUCUCUUGCUCGCUAGUUAUAGAUGAUACCAUCUUUUGACGCCUUCGUCUCCACAAUCACGAGAAAGAUUGCCAAUCACGUAUGACGUUUAAACGGUCGGGAAGAGGGUAGUGGCUCGGAAAUCAUGAAAAAUAUAUGUAUCUACUAGUUUUCUCCCCCCCCCCCCUCCGACCCUCCCCUUUUUGACCACUGCCGCCUUAUUAUACCAAAUGAAAUAAAAUGCCUAGCUUUGCUUGUCUAACGACGUAUAUAAUACAUGUGUAUACAUCUUU
Nematostella vectensis (starlet sea anemone) is the source of this 2663-nucleotide messenger RNA. Its product is annotated as ETS domain-containing protein Elk-3-like. The record is from RefSeq and is a predicted model, not a curated record. Bases 1115 to 2329 code for a protein of 404 amino acids. Gene Ontology annotation, cellular component: nucleus. The transcript is spliced from 3 exons. Lineage: Eukaryota; Metazoa; Cnidaria; Anthozoa; Actiniaria; Edwardsiidae. Gene Ontology annotation, molecular function: sequence-specific DNA binding; DNA-binding transcription factor activity, RNA polymerase II-specific. Gene Ontology annotation, biological process: cell differentiation; regulation of transcription by RNA polymerase II.